AUGCAGACUCAGCCACCAUUCUUUAGUCUACCUGCCGAAAUACGCGACCGUAUCUAUGAGAUUUAUCUCGCAGUCGACCAUACGGAUUUCGAGUAUUCAUUACGGCCUCAGCUUCUUUACUUGGCGGAUACGCCGUAUGUUCGUCCCCUCCCAGCAUUGAUGCUUACCUGCAAAAGUCUAUACCGGGACCUCUCCCCUAUAGUCCAUAAGCAAGCCGUCUUGCGCGUCGACGUUAGCGGUCGGAUUGAUCGUCGAGUUGGAUUCGCCGUUCAUGGGACUCUGCGGUUCAACCGGCUGGAUAAGCUCUUGGUCGUCAUAGCCACGGAUUAUCCAAAUUGGAACAGUUGGCUAUCAUUCUUUGGGGAGGUCACCAAACGUGCCGAAAAUCUGGAGACUUUGGUCUUUGAUUGGGCGCCUAGAACAGUCAGCUCUAGCGGUUGGGAGGGGCGCGGGAAUACCCGUAAGGAGAAGGAGUUUUUGAAGAUAAUUGGGAGCCUUCCGAAACUCCGAUUAAUACAAAUAUAUGGCAAUGUCUCAUCUGAAUGGACGAACCAACUCGAAAAGAAGGUGCCACAUGCGCAAGUGGUGCGCCAUAGCUUCCGGUGGUGGAGAGAACCUGGGUUAGAUUAA
This is a messenger RNA of Hypoxylon trugodes, 630 nucleotides long. RefSeq lists its product as uncharacterized. The transcript has a single exon. The coding region runs from base 1 to 630 and encodes 209 amino acids. Lineage: Eukaryota; Fungi; Ascomycota; Sordariomycetes; Xylariales; Hypoxylaceae. The record is from RefSeq and is a predicted model, not a curated record.